CGACGAAGCAGUUUGUCUUUCAGAAGAAAGUAACAACAUUAAACAUGUUUCUUUUAACUGUAUUAGCUUGCAUUUCUCUCAGCCAGGCCAGUCUCCUCUACAAUGCUUAUCCUUACGCUCGUCCUUAUCAAGCCGGAUACUACGUCAGGGAGCCUCAUCGUCACGAGCACGUCGAAGUAGCUCGAGACCACGGAGGUGCAGUUGCAGGUCGAUACGGUUACCUCGACGCCAGUGGAAUUGGACGACAAGUCCAUUACGUCGCUGACCAUGCCGGACUUAGGGCUAAUGUACACACCAAUGAACCAGCAAUUGUCCGCAACGCACCACUCGCUGCUGGUAUUGUCUCUGAUGGUCUUCUUGCUCGUGGUGUAGCUGCUACAGUUCCUGCCUAUAAUCCAGCCCUCGGUUACGAUUAUGGAUUGAAUCCAUAUGGUUUGGCAUACAACAGAUUUGGUCUUGGAUAUGGCUAUGGAAGUGCUUUGGGAUACACUGGUCUUUUGGGCAGUUACGGAAGUCUCUAUGCUUAAGUUCUUAAAUUGCUGAUGAGAAUGAAUUUGAAAAUAUGAGGAAUGAUACAUCAACAUUCUGAAUCACAUUUUCUUUAGAAAUUCUUCAUUUUUUUAAAUUUAUUUUUUUGCUAUCAAAAUUAAACUUUCUUUUCUCUUCUUGAAACAAUGCAGUAUAACUUUUUUCUUUUUCUUCCCUUUUUUUAAAUGAU
This is a messenger RNA of Argiope bruennichi, 718 nucleotides long. RefSeq names its product adult-specific rigid cuticular protein 15.7-like. The coding region runs from base 45 to 527 and encodes 160 amino acids. The transcript has 3 exons. Lineage: Eukaryota; Metazoa; Arthropoda; Arachnida; Araneae; Araneidae. The record is from RefSeq and is a predicted model, not a curated record.